Puma concolor (puma) is the source of this 2175-nucleotide messenger RNA. NCBI's taxonomy places the organism in Eukaryota, Metazoa, Chordata, Mammalia, Carnivora, Felidae. The record is from RefSeq and is a predicted model, not a curated record.
AUGUCGCGAAACAAAAAGUUGAGAAGAGACGGCGUUAAAAAAGAGGUCCAGGUAACUCCAAGAACUUUGAAACUUAGCAGGGGGAAAAAAUCUGUUACCCGAAACUGUAUCUCGCCAUCGCAGGAGUGUGCAGUGAAACGUAGCGGGCAGCUAGCUCCUCACCCGGGAUCCGAUCGCGGUCCCUGCACCACUCACAGCCAGGUGGCUGAAACGCCAUUUGGGGAAGAGCAACAAAAGCCGCUCACGGGUGACGUGACACUAGGAGUCAUCGAUAAAACGUUCUCACCUCGUGUUGUUGCAACAGGCUUUGUGGAAAACAUUGUGAUUCUUAUCAACGAAGAGGCAAUUAAAGGCAGUCCUUUGGAACCCAGAUGGAUCAGGGAUCUUAUCACACUCCCGCUGAAUUAUAGCUCUCCUACCAGUCCCACGGCGCUGAAUGAUGUCAUGGGAUCUGCAGUUCAGCGAGAUGAAAGGGAUCAAGCAGAACCCGCUGGCACUAGGCAAAGCCUCCAACACACAAUCCACAACACGGCUUGGGAACCGAAAAGGCUACGGAUCCAGCCACUCAGCUCAAGCUUGGGAGAGCCACGGCAUCUCAGCAGGGUGACAGUUGACCUGGUUCUUGGAGGGAUUGAGGGGGGACGUCUGUCAAGACCAAAGUUACAGUCUGUGCAACAGGGCAAGACCACGGGCGUUCAGGAAGAACGUGGCUAUUGGGCUGUGGCACAGCCAGAGGGUCAUGAGAGCAGUGACCAGGCAGGCAGGCCAGCAGGUGAGACUAAAACUCUUCAACAAAAGGGAGCCAUGACUUUCAAAGCGCACCUGGGACAAGAGAGGGCAUUCCGCACCGUUGUGGUUUUACUGGCCUAUUUGCGGCAGUAUACUAGCCUGCUGGGGAAAACCGCACGCCUAGGGGAGUUGCCCCCUUUCUACCCAAAAGUAACGGAGGGAAGGCCCAAAAGGUGGCAUGCUGUUGUCAUCCGCGGCAGAGUUAGGCCACUGACCAGGGCCCGCGUACUUCAGCGGACGCCCACGGCUGCCCCCUCCGUCCCGGAAUGUGGCUUUGGCUACGGGGAGGAUGCCCGGUGCCUGACAUGCCGGCCGCACCGGUUCAAGGAGGACUGGGGCUUUCAGAAAUGCAAGCCGUGCCUGGAGUGCGCGGUGGUGAACCGCUUCCAGAAGGCCAACUGCUCUGUCACCAGCGACGCCGUCUGCGGGGACUGCUUGCCAGGAUUUUAUAGGAAGACAAAACUCGUCGGUUUUCAAGACAUGGAGUGUGUACCUUGCGGGGACCCCCCACCCCCUUACGAGCCACACUGUACCAGCAAGGUCAACCUCGUGAAGAUCCCGUCCACGGCCUCCAGCCCGCGGGACACAGCCCUGGCGGCCGUGAUCUGCAGCGCCCUGGCCACCGUCCUGCUGGCCCUGCUCGUCCUCUGUGUCAUCUAUUGUAAGAGGCAGUUCAUGGAGAAGAAACCCAGCUGGUCUCUGAGAGCACAGGACAUUCAGUACAACGGUUCUGAACUGUCAUGUUUUGACAGACCUCAGCUCAACGGAUCUGCUCCCAGACCGUGUUGUAAGUGUCACCGGGACUCGGCCCAGACCUGCGGGCCGGUUCACUUGAUUCCGUCCCUGUGCUGUGACGAGGCCUGCAGCAUCGACCGGGUGACUCUGGGCUGUAGAGUGCAUUCCAAGACCACUCUUCAGGAGAGACACGCAGGUCCGGUGGGGGAGACCAUGCCCACUUUCUUCGGGUCCCUUUCAAGGUCCACCUGUGGCGAGUUUUCAGAUGCCUGGCCUCUGAUGCGGAACCCCGUCUGUGGUGACAUCUCUUUUUGUGACUCUGAUCCUGAACUCACUGGAGAAGACGUUCAUCCUCUCGGUCCGGAAAACCACUGCUCAUUCUCCUCGGAUUCAGACAGUCGUCAGGAUUCGGUUGGUGGAGCUCUUCCAAUUCAAGCCCCUCCUGAAAACUUGACAGAUGCCGCUGAUUUCUCUAGACCUCACAGCUCACUGACGGAAUCAGUGCUAACUCAGGCUACACUGCCUGCUAGAAGCCAGCUGCAUCAGGAGAGCGGCGACAUGAUCGGCCUGACCGCUCAGACGUCCCUCCAGGAGAAGAAUACGGAUGGAACCCAGCAGGCACUUACUCCUCCGCUUGGGCUUAUGGACUGA